Messenger RNA from Bombina bombina (fire-bellied toad), 1491 nucleotides. RefSeq names its product hyaluronidase PH-20-like. NCBI's taxonomy places the organism in Eukaryota, Metazoa, Chordata, Amphibia, Anura, Bombinatoridae. Gene Ontology annotation, cellular component: acrosomal vesicle. The record is from RefSeq and is a predicted model, not a curated record. Gene Ontology annotation, molecular function: hyalurononglucosaminidase activity. Gene Ontology annotation, biological process: carbohydrate metabolic process; hyaluronan catabolic process.
UGCUAGCCAUUAUAAAUCAUUAAAGCUGUUAUGGAGACUGUCCCAACCGCAGCUAUGUUUCAAAAGUCUGCCUGCAGCAAAUUAUGGUACUUUUUGUUUGCUCUUUUGUUCCCAUGUUGUCAAACUUUGCAUGCCAGAGCUCCACCACUGUCACAUUCUCCUUUCAUGUCCAUAUGGAAUGCUCCUACAGAACUUUGCAUGAAAAAAUUCAAAAUCUAUAUAGAUACCAGAGUUUUCCAGAUGGCAGGAAGCACAUUACCAUCUGCCAGGGCUCAGAACAUCUCACUGUUCUAUACUGAUACUGGGUAUUAUCCCUAUAUAAAUCUGACUACAGGACAGAGCUAUAACGGUGGUAUCCCUCAGAUGGUAAAUAUGAAUCAGCAUUUAAAGAAGGCUAAAGAAGACAUUCUGUACUACAUGCCGUACUCCACGCAAAAGGGCUUGGCUGUAAUUGACUGGGAGGACUGGAGACCUACUUGGAUGAGAAACUGGGCUUCAAAAGCUGUCUACAGGAAACAGUCAGUUGAGUUUGCACAACAGAAAGACCUUUCACUCACUGGACAUAAGGCAUCAUCAGUUGCCAAAGCUCAGUUUGAAUUUGCAGCAAAAAACCUCAUGUUGGAUACAUUAAAACAGGGGAAAUCACUGAGGCCGAACUAUUUGUGGGGCUUCUACCUUUUUCCUAACUGCCAUAAUUAUGACUAUAAUCAAAAUCCUCAUAAUUACACAGGACGCUGCCCAGCAAUUGAAGUGUUAAGAAAUGAUCACCUCAGAUGGUUGUGGAAGGAAAGCACAGCAUUUUAUCCAAAUAUUUAUCUGGAAACUGCCCUCAAGUCUUCCUAUAAUGCAGCACUUUCUCGGAGUAGAGUUCAGGAGGCUAUGAGAUUAUCUACACUGCCAAAUGUGCCACAUUCCCAACCUGUAUUUGUAUACACACGUCCUGUAUUCACUGAUCAACCUUUUCACUAUUUAUCUAAGACUGAUUUGAUUAAUACCAUUGGAGAAAGUGCAGCAUUAGGAACCAAUGGAUUUAUAAUGUGGGGUGAUGUCAACUUAACAUUAAGUGUGAAAACUUGUACAACUUUAAAUCAUUACCUUGUGAAUGUUUUAAAUCCCUACGUUAUCAAUAUUACAUUAGCUACAAAACUUUGCAGUAAGGUUCUCUGUCACAAUAAUGGAGCGUGUGUACGGAAAUAUUGGAACACAAACCAUUAUCUGCACCUGAAUGGAAAAAAUAUGUUGAUUGAACGAAAGCAAGGAUCAUACUUUGUACAAGGACAGCCAACUUUAGCAGACCUGAAUCAAUUUGCGCUAAACUUUAAAUGUCACUGUUAUGCAGGGAGGACUUGCAAAACACCUUCUGAUUUACAAAGCAUUGGCAAUGUGUCUGUAUGCAUGUCACAUAACAUCUGCAUAAAGACAAACUUUAAUACAAAGUCAAAUAAUAUUGCCAUUAUUAAUAAAGACAAACACAAGAGGGCGCCAACAUAG